Coregonus clupeaformis (lake whitefish) is the source of this 1048-nucleotide messenger RNA. RefSeq names its product abhydrolase domain containing 16A, phospholipase (gene abhd16a). The record is from RefSeq and is a predicted model, not a curated record. The transcript has 5 exons. Lineage: Eukaryota; Metazoa; Chordata; Actinopteri; Salmoniformes; Salmonidae. The coding region runs from base 16 to 531 and encodes 171 amino acids.
AAUGGGCAAAUAUGUAUGGAAAGUUUCGUUCAAAUCAAAAGGGGCCGGGAAGAUGGGAGGUUUUGUGUAUUUUGUGACCCUAACACUCAUGAGUUCUUCAUUAGGUACCAGGGACCAGUGCUUCUGAUCAGAAGAACCAAAGAUGAGAUCAUUACCACCACGGGUCCAGAAGAUAUCAUGUCCAACAGAGGAAACAACCUCCUGCUCAAACUUCUGCAGUUCAGGUACCCCAAGGUGAUGACAGACGAUGGAGUCAGGGCCAUCAGAGCAUGGCUGGCAGCCACCAACCACAUAGAAGAGGCGGCAGUGUACAGUAGCUAUGAGGUGGAUGAUGACUGGUGUGUGUCUGUACUGCAGUCGUAUAAGACAGAGAGAGACGUUUUCUUCCCCUGGAGCGUUGGUGAGGACAUGACACUGGAGGGAAGACGGCAGCUGGCUCUUUUCCUGGCACGGAAGUACAUGCGGAACUUCGAGUCAACGCACUGCACUCCUCUCCCCUACUCUGAAUUCGCUGCCCCUUGGAGACUGUAAAAGAGAGAUGAGGGAUGGAUAGAAGAUAACGAGAGGCAAAGAGUGGUGGAGGUGAAGCGGCUGGCGAAACCAACCAAUCAGAUGAGGUUUACAGAGCAUGGAUUGAAGGUGUUAUCAUGUAUCUAUGGGAGGUGUUCAAGGCAGCUAGACCCAGUCGGUAUUAGAAUGUUGCAACCCUGCCCACCUGUGGGGAAAACACCUGUGGUUACCCCAUUGGCUCAUAGCAAAAACUUGGCAUUUUGUCUACUUGUUUUAAUCAAUUACAAAACUACAUUUAAGAAAAGUAAAGGUCUAAAGAGUACUGCUCCCUAGCGUUUUCACUACUUAGAAAAACGUAAUAUUGCCUCAUGCCCCUUUUUAUGACGAUGCUAGCAGCCACUUGAGUGCUAGCUAGCGACCGGAACAUUAAGCUAGUCAAGACCAACAACACAAACAAACGGACUAACGUUAUACAGCUACAAGUAGUGAGUGGGGUUAAACAAACUGUACUGAACAAGUUAAACGUCUUACCUGUGAU